AUGGACGUCGAUGUUUUGGAGGUCGGUUCUAGGUGCUUAGCCUUUCAUGGACCUCUAUUGUACGAAGCAAAAGUUUUAAAAGUGUUUGAUGCAACCAAUAGAAAGGUUAUUGCUCGAAGUGCGAGUUCAGAAAGCGGCGGGGUAGAGGUGAGUAAAGCCAACGGGCAUCAUGUUCCUAAGCAUAUUUUAGAAGGUGAUACGACUGGAUAUUUUGUUCACUACAAAGGAUGGAAGUCCACAUGGGAUGAGUGGAUAGGCCAAGACCGCGUUCUUAGCUGGAAUGAGGACAACCUGAAAGUGCAGAAAGAGCUUAAGCAAGCCGCGCUGGCAUCGCAGAAAAAGAUCAAUCCAUCUAACUCGGUACAGCCACACACCAGUAAGAGUAACAAACGAAGGAGUGAGGCAGAAAGAGAAGUAACGCCGAAGAAAGAUGACAGGGCUUUGAAACGUAGUCGCGGUCCAACACAUGAACCGGAUAUUGAACGUGAAGUAGACUAUCAGAAACGCCCAGCGAUAGAAAUUGCGAUACCAACAAGCCUGAAGUCAAAAUUGGUCGACGACUGGGAGUUCAUCACUAAAGAUCACAAACUGGUGCCUUUGCCUAGAACACCAUGCGUGAACGACAUCUUGGUUAGCUAUGCCGAAGAGCAUUUAGGGGAAUCAACCUUUGAGCCUCAAGCAGAAUAUUCCGAAGUUUCUGGUGAAAAGCAAGUUCUUAAAGAGUUCCUUUCGGGUCUGAAGCUAUACUUCAACAGAUCACUGGGGAGCUUACUACUUUACCGAUUUGAACGCCAGCAGUAUUUCGACUUUCGCCGAAAUCAUACAACAGUUGAGCCCGCUGCAAUCUAUGGAGCUGAGCACCUACUCCGUCUCUUUGUUUCUUUCCCUGGAUUGUUAGCCUAUACAAGUAUGGAUACCCAAGCAGUUGAUGUUUUACGUGCUCUUUUGGAAGGGUUUAUGCGUUGGCUUAUGAAACACGAGGAAUUCUUUGUUACAGAGUAUGAAGACACAACCGGAACUUAUGAGGCUCGCUCUCGUGGGGUUUAG
Wickerhamiella sorbophila is the source of this 1047-nucleotide messenger RNA. Its product is annotated as Chromatin modification-related protein EAF3. Lineage: Eukaryota; Fungi; Ascomycota; Dipodascomycetes; Dipodascales; Trichomonascaceae. The transcript has a single exon. Gene Ontology annotation, biological process: regulation of DNA-templated transcription; chromatin organization. Bases 1 to 1047 code for a protein of 348 amino acids. The record is from RefSeq and is a predicted model, not a curated record. Gene Ontology annotation, cellular component: nucleus; NuA4 histone acetyltransferase complex; Rpd3S complex.